CCCGGUACCGCAUUGCUGUGUUGCAGGGGUGACUGCAUUGCGCUGGGGCCGUCAAUAGGUGGACCCCUCCCGGAGAAAUAAAACAGCCUGUGUGGGUACCGGCAGCCCCUGCUGUCUGAGAACCCAGCUACCAGAUCUCUACCCCCAAAGACUGCAGAAUGGGGAAGGAGAAGAUACACAUCAAUAUUGUCGUCAUCGGACAUGUCGACUCUGGAAAGUCCACCACCACCGGGCACCUCAUCUACAAAUGUGGUGGUAUCGACAAGAGGACAAUAGAGAAAUUUGAGAAGGAGGCAGCCGAGAUGGGGAAGGGAUCCUUUAAGUACGCGUGGGUUCUGGAUAAGUUAAAGGCAGAGCGGGAGAGAGGAAUCACAAUCGAUAUCUCUUUGUGGAAGUUUGAGACGACCAAAUAUUACAUCACAAUCAUCGACGCCCCAGGACAUCGCGACUUCAUUAAGAACAUGAUCACGGGGACCUCACAGGCAGACUGUGCGGUGUUGAUUGUGGCUGCCGGGGUGGGUGAAUUUGAAGCCGGUAUCUCGAAGAAUGGGCAGACUCGUGAGCACGCCCUACUGGCCUACACCUUGGGAGUAAAACAGCUGAUAGUGGGCAUCAAUAAAAUGGACUCCACCGAGCCGCCGUACAGCGAGAAACGCUACGAUGAAAUUGUGAAAGAAGUUAGCGCCUACAUCAAGAAGAUCGGCUACAACCCUUCCACUGUUCCAUUUGUGCCAAUCUCUGGCUGGCAUGGAGACAACAUGCUCGAACCAUCUCCCAAUAUGCCGUGGUUUAAAGGAUGGAAGGUGGAGAGGAAAGAAGGAAAUGCUAACGGCGUUUCACUGCUAGAGGCGCUCGAUACCAUCCUUCCACCAACUCGCCCAACAGACAAACCUCUGCGACUCCCCCUGCAGGAUGUCUACAAAAUUGGCGGAAUUGGUACAGUCCCUGUGGGCCGAGUUGAGACUGGCAUCCUGAGACCAGGCAUGGUGGUAACGUUUGCUCCAGUGAAUAUCACAACAGAGGUGAAGUCUGUGGAGAUGCACCAUGAGGCUCUCAGCGAAGCCCUUCCCGGAGACAAUGUGGGAUUCAAUGUCAAGAAUGUUUCUGUCAAAGACAUCCGCCGAGGCAACGUGUGUGGUGACAGCAAGGCCGACCCACCUCAAGAAGCUGCCCAAUUCACCUCACAGGUUAUCAUCUUAAACCAUCCUGGCCAGAUCAGUGCAGGUUACUCUCCAGUGAUCGAUUGCCACACUGCACACAUUGCCUGCAAAUUUGCAGAGCUAAAGGAAAAGAUCGACCGUCGAUCCGGGAAGAAACUGGAAGACAAUCCAAAGGCCCUAAAAUCCGGAGAUGCUGCCAUCGUAGAGAUGAUUCCUGGAAAGCCAAUGUGUGUAGAAAGCUUCUCACAAUACCCACCUCUUGGGCGCUUUGCCGUACGGGACAUGAGGCAGACGGUGGCCGUGGGCGUCAUCAAAAGUGUGGAGAAGAAAAGUGGUGGUGCCGGCAAAGUCACGAAAUCUGCACAGAAAGCCCAGAAAGCUAGCAAAUGAAUCGCAGGCUCCCUGCGUCUGGUGCACAAGCCCUGCCCCACCGAAAGGGUCCGCCGCCUUCCCUUUGAAGUGCACGUCAACCCAUCUGCUUGUAAAAGCCUUUACGUUAACGACUGGAUGCUCACCAUUAAAGUCCAGUGGAAAUUCUUUAAGAGGAAAAGCAUGCCCCCACUGUGUGACCCAUAGUGUCCAUUUUACCAAUUAAACCGGUACCGCAUCUGUCAUGUGA
Molecule: messenger RNA, 1779 nt
Organism: Pelobates fuscus (common spadefoot toad)
Lineage: Eukaryota; Metazoa; Chordata; Amphibia; Anura; Pelobatidae
Gene: EEF1A2
Product: eukaryotic translation elongation factor 1 alpha 2
Exons: 8
Coding region: 159-1550 (463 amino acids)
Biological process (GO): translation; translational elongation
Molecular function (GO): translation elongation factor activity; GTP binding; GTPase activity
Source: RefSeq, a predicted model, not a curated record